This is a messenger RNA of Erigeron canadensis, 2549 nucleotides long. RefSeq names its product NADPH--cytochrome P450 reductase 1. The transcript has 17 exons. Lineage: Eukaryota; Viridiplantae; Streptophyta; Magnoliopsida; Asterales; Asteraceae. Gene Ontology annotation, molecular function: NADPH-hemoprotein reductase activity; flavin adenine dinucleotide binding; FMN binding. Bases 29 to 2143 code for a protein of 704 amino acids. Gene Ontology annotation, cellular component: cytosol. The record is from RefSeq and is a predicted model, not a curated record.
AAACCAAAAUUUUCUCUCUUUUAAAAAAAUGCAAACAUCAUCAAACUCAAUAAAAAUCCCAGCUUUUGAUGAUCUAAUGAGUGCUUUAUUAACAAUAGACACGUCAUCAUCAGAAUCAGUUAUGAAGCUACUUGUUGAUAACAGAGAGGUUUUUAUGAUACUUACAACUUCUGUAGCUAUAUUAAUUGGAUGCGUCGUCGUUUUGAUCUGGAGAAGAUCUUUUAAAAAUAAAUCUGAUUUGAGUGGUAAAUCCCCUGUUGUUAUUGUUCCUAAAAAAGGCAGUAAAAUUGAUGAUGAUGAAGAAAUUGAUGAUGGUAAAAUUAAAGUUACUGUCUUUUUUGGUACUCAAACUGGUACUGCUGAAGGUUUUGCCAAGGCACUUGUAGAGGAAGCUAAAGUUCGAUACGAAAAGGCGGUGUUUAAGAUUGUUGAUUUGGAUGAUUAUGCUGCUGAUGAUGAUGAGUAUGAGGAGAAACUAAAGAAAGAAUCUUUGGCAUUUUUCUUUUUAGCUACAUAUGGAGAUGGUGAGCCAACAGAUAAUGCGGCUAGAUUCUAUAAAUGGUUUACUGAGGGUGAUGACAAAGGGGAAUGGCUUACGAAGCUUAAGUAUGGAGUUUUUGGCCUUGGCAAUAGACAGUAUGAGCAUUUUAACAAGAUUGCAAAGGUGGUCGAUGAUAGUCUUGCAGAGCAGGGUGCAAAGCGCAUAGUUCCAGUGGGUAUGGGAGAUGAUGAUCAAUGUAUUGAAGAUGACUUCACUGCAUGGAAAGAGUUAGUGUGGCCUGAGUUGGAUCAAUUGCUCCGUGAUGAGGAUGAUACGACUGUUGUUACUCCCUACACGGCUGCUGUUUCAGAAUACCGUGUUGUCUUUUAUGAGAAACCAGACAUGUAUGGUGAUCACAUUCAUACAAAUGGUCAUGCUGUCCAUGAUGCACAACAUCCAUGCAGAUCCAAUGUGGCUGUCAAAAAGGAACUCCACACCCCUGAAUCUGAUCGUUCUUGCACUCAUCUGGAAUUUGACAUCUCUGAUACCGGGCUAUCAUAUGAAACCGGGGACCAUGUUGGAGUCUACUGUGAGAAUCUAAGUGAAGUUGUUGACGAGGCAGAAAGAUUAGUAGGCUUACCAUCAGACACUUAUUUCUCGGUCCAUACUGAUAAAGAAGAUGGGACACCACUAGGCGGUGCCUCAUUGCCACCUCCUUUCCCUCCAUGUACUUUAAGAAAAGCAUUGGCUACCUAUGCUGAUGUUUUGAGCUCUCCCAAAAAGUCGGCUUUGCUUGCUUUAGCUGCUCAUGCCACUGAUCCCACUGAAGCCGAUAGAUUGAAAUUUCUUGCGUCUCCUGCUGGAAAGGAUGAAUAUUCUCAAUGGAUAGUUGCAAGCCAUAGAAGCCUUCUUGAAGUCAUGGAGGCCUUCCCAUCGGCCAAGCCUCCACUCGGCGUCUUCUUUGCAUCUGUUGCUCCACGCUUGCAGCCCAGAUAUUACUCUAUCUCUUCAUCCCCCAAGAUGGCGCCAAAUAGGAUUCACGUUACUUGUGCACUAGUUUAUGAGAAAACACCAGCAGGUCGCCUACAUAAAGGAGUUUGUUCUACCUGGAUGAAGAACGCCGUGCCGAUGACAGAAAGUCAAGAUUGCAGUUGGGCGCCUAUUUAUGUUAGAACAUCCAAUUUCAGACUUCCUUCUGAUGCUAAAGUCCCUGUUAUCAUGAUUGGCCCAGGCACCGGAUUAGCUCCAUUUAGAGGUUUCCUUCAAGAAAGGUUAGCUCUGAAAGAAGCCGGAACUGAGCUUGGAUCAUCCAUUUUGUUCUUUGGAUGCAGAAAUCGCAAAGUGGAUUUCAUAUACGAGGACGAGCUUAAUAAUUUUGUCGAGACCGGUGCUCUUUCCGAGCUUAUUGUAGCAUUCUCUCGCGAAGGCCCCACUAAGGAAUAUGUGCAACACAAGAUGACUCAGAAGGCUUCGGAUAUCUGGAACUUGCUUUCUGAGGGAGCAUAUAUAUAUGUAUGUGGUGAUGCCAAAGGCAUGGCCAAAGAUGUACAUCGAACUAUCCAUACAAUUGUCCAAGAACAGGGAUCUCUGGACUCGUCUAAGGCAGAACUCUAUGUGAAGAAUCUGCAAAUGUCAGGAAGAUACCUUCGUGAUGUUUGGUAAAUAGCAUUCAACCCUUUGCGGAUGUGAAAGAAGAAAAAUAAACGAAAAAUUUCGGUUAGCAACUUAUUCUUAACUAAGCAAGGAUACGAGGAGAGGUUGCACAAUCUUUCUCAUCACCCCAUAUAAGAACUGGGGGAGCUCUCAUUUUGUCGUUAAUUAUAGCGAUGUGUUCAGAAAUUCUUUUAUCUACUUUUGUGUUAUAUAUUCCUACCUUUUUCUUUUUGUAACUUUGCUACUCUUGAGUCGUGGCUUGAAUGGGGUUAUUUUUUUUAAAUGUAAUUUAUAAGUAGAUACAUAUAUAGUGUUGCUAGUGUUAUACAUACAAUAUUUGGCGGUAAUAGUUAUAACUAUUGUAGUCUGUAAUGAAUUGAGAACAUUCAAUGUAUUAUGAUGAUAUUUGCUAUUA